CUUUCCUCAAUCAACUCAUCACAUAUAAAAAGGGAGGGGCAAUAUUAAACAAGACUAACGUCCACCACACAAAACCAUGGUGGUUGUGACAUUCACCACUUCUUUAUCCUCCUAUCUCCAAACCAACCUCCACUCCUCUUCUGCAACCCCACGCCAUUUUUACACCAUCACUUGUAAGCCCAGAUCGCCAUCUCUGCUCUACUUGCGCCAACUCUGUAGAAAACCCACGAGAUCCAAAGCAUCAAAUCACAAUGGGGUCUUGCUCGUUAAGGCUUACAUGGACGAAACCAACUCUGUUUCCAAUUUCGCCAAUAAAGUCAUUGGUGCACUCCCUGUUAUUGGCCUUUUCGCUAGAAUUUUCAACGAUGAAGGCGGUGUCGGCGGUGAUAUCAUCGAUUUUGCCGAGUUUCGAAGGAGGGUAGGAAAGAAGUGUUCUGUGAAUGAUUCGAGAGCUUUCUAUGAAUUUCGAGAUCGUCGAGCCCGGUCAGGGGAUCCUUUGUAUGUACUGCUAUGCUGUUGGUUAGCGGCGGUUGGUGCUGGUCUGCUCAAAUCUGAAGAAAUAUUGGAGGGGGUAGCAAGGCUUCGGCUUUCGAAUGAUAUCGAAUUUGAAGAGCAGAAUUUCAUUGCAAUGAUGAAUGAAGCAAUAGAGAAGCGGGCGAAACUGAAUGCUCCUACUCCCUCUGUUCCAAUGGAGAUUCGAGCUGAGAAAGCUCUAGAAGCUAUUUAUGUCUGUUGCUUUGGGAGGGACACUAUUGAAAAUGAAGAUGAGAGAUUACUAUGCAUCAUUCUUAAUGCUGUUUUCCCCUCGGUUGGGCCACCAGAGAUAAAUAGGAUUGUCAAAGACAAGGCAAAGAUUGUGGCUGAGGAGGGUGAAGAAGACAAAUAUCCAGAGCCAAAGCGCUUAUCAAAAGAAGCUGUACAGCUGCAAAUGAAGGACCUCGAAUUUCUUAAACAAAAAACUGAGACUUAGCAAGCUGCUUCAUUUGUUAUGACUCUUAAAGUUUCAUAAUGCCAUGGAAAAUAGGUUUUCUUGCAAUGACUAUGGUUCUACAUAGUCAAUUUAGGAAACAAGUCGUUAGACAGCAUAACAUUUUGAUUGAUACUUUAUUCAGAACGGCAGGGCCUAUACCGAAACCCUAAACCAUAAACCAGAUUGGUAUUUUGUGAGAAGAUUAAAUGGGUGAUUAAUGUCAAGCAGGCGAAAAUUUCCAUCUUUAUAAUGAGCUAUUCCACUAUGUUGUAGUCUUG
This is a messenger RNA of Ilex paraguariensis (yerba mate), 1248 nucleotides long. Lineage: Eukaryota; Viridiplantae; Streptophyta; Magnoliopsida; Aquifoliales; Aquifoliaceae. The record is from the annotation of a GenBank genome assembly.